AUGGAUUACGAUAGCAAAAUCACGGCUUACCGCUUUGUCGGUUACUCUGCUGUUGCCUUCUCUGUUAUCUCUGUUCUCUCAAUCUGUGUUACCCUUCCAAUGGUACACAACUAUGUUGAUGAGUACAGAAGCCAUGUCAACGCAGAACUUCGUCAGUGUCAGCUUACUACACAGAACAUUCUCACUCAAGCUUUCACAAUGAAGGAUAAGCCAAGCAACCGUACUGCCCGUCAAGCCAAUACUGAAGGAUAUGGAGGAUACGGAUCUUCAGGAUCUGCUGCAUCCGGAGGUUAUGGCGGAUAUGGAGGAUACGGAGCUCCAGCUAUCGGAAUCGAAGACUUCGAAGAUAACCAAUGCAGUGGUUGCUGUCUUCCAGGACCAGCAGGACCACAAGGACCUGGACAUCCAGGAAAGGACGGAGCUCCAGGUGCUCCAGGAGAGAAGGGACCACAAGGAGAAGCCGGAUCCCCAGGAAACGAUGGAACCCCAGGAGAGCCAGGAGUCCCAGGAAAGGAUGGAGUUGAAGGAGAGAAGGGAAUCUGCCCCAAGUACUGUGCCCUCGACGGAGGAAUCUUCUUCGACGAUGGAAGCCGCCGUUAA
This is a messenger RNA of Auanema sp. JU1783, 600 nucleotides long. The record is from the annotation of a GenBank genome assembly. Lineage: Eukaryota; Metazoa; Nematoda; Chromadorea; Rhabditida; Rhabditidae.